AUGCUCCUACAACUCCCCACAGAACUGAUACAACUUGUUCUUCAAUACUCAACCACGCCAGCCUUCCUGCAGGCAGCUUUCGCUUGUCGCACUCUCUAUGCCAUUGCCUCUAACUGCCGGGAGAUUCUAUUCCAUCACCUGUGCCAAACACCUGGGCUGAAUGAGGAUCUUCUACCUACUGAGUCAACGCAACUAUUCCGGGUACUUCAAAGGCGCGCGUCCCAGCAACUGUAUGGUGCACAGUUCACCGCAGGUUGCACUCAUUUCCACUUUGGGUCAUUGGUCCUUGAUGUCAAAGCAUCAUCACUAGCCCCCUCAGAACACCAGACCUUUGCGCUUGUCUACAAAGGCCACGAGGACAUUCGGCUUUUUCGCACCGAGAAUGGCCAGCUUCAACUUAAAGCUUGCUUAAAACCACACCGGCUUCAGCCAGGAAUAGUCGAGGUUCUAAAGACAGCCUUUGAUGCAGAUGAUGGCCUCUAUGUCCUACAACGCUUUACACCUACGGUUGAAGAAAGUACAGACUCAGAGCACCCAUUCAUUAAACAAGCAUCUAAAUCCUAUAUCGGGGGGCAGAUCUAUCUCAUUCGCUAUUCCCUCCAGUCUCGCCAGGAUCCUGUUCGCGUAUGUACAUUCCCGGACCAUGCUGAGUAUGAGCCUCUGGCUCUUGCCGCUGCCCAUCGAGAUACCUUUGCAAUCUCCUGGCAGCAUUCCCGCGAAAGUGAAAACUAUGAAGUAGUGCUUUAUAAUGCACAGAGCACAUCUAGCGUCCACAGCCUGCCAAGUGCAAUAGAUCUUGCCUAUGAUUCUUGUGUGCUUGUAGACUGGACCAAACAGCAUCACAAUGAUGGCAUACACCUCCAUGCAAGGCUGACCGGUCCCCGUUUUAACUGCCAGAAAGGACCCGUUAUAGACCUUGCAUUCAACGAUAGAUCAACCCAAAUACUCUAUUACCACCGAGCCCAAACUUUAUAUGGGUCAUUCCAAAGGAUCAAUAUGACUUCUUUCCCGGUCCAGCCUACAUUAUAUGAGAACUCAUCACUAGUGCAGUUCUCGGGUUCCUUGAGUCUUCUCUUCUCAAUCGCCAUUCCUUUUUAUGGAACACAUGCAACGAGAGUGGAGGGAAACGGCCAUUCCAGAUGUCACUGGAAAUACCUUGCCUUCGGAAUAGCGACUCAUCGCACGGAAGAUUGGACUGUCGCAUGUUUGUUGAAAUCCGAAGCGGUCUGCUCCUCUGAACAUUGUGGGCAUGUUCUGAACCUUGAACGCGGGCGACGCUUUUUUGACUGGACAGUAGUUGCACGACUUUGGGGGUUUCAGGAUUCGAAUAAUUCCCUCGGGUGUAGAGUUGCUACUUCGAAACAUGGCACACGGAUUGCUGUCGCUAACUGGAAUGUUUUGUACAUCUGGGCAUUGCAACCCAAUGCACUCAUCGAACAAAAUUCCAACGGGUAUUACCCGCCCUUGCUGCAGUCCCCAGACUCGGGAAUGGUCGAACUGCGGCCGAUCGUUAUCCCACUAGACGCGGUCUGCUUCAAAUUAUGUUUUACAGAUGUGGAGGAUGAAUUGUUGGCUAUCACAGACCGAGGGUUGAUGUUCUGGGAUCUUGGCCCGUUAGGAAGAGGCCAACGAAUAACUAAAGAGCUUCCGGCUUAG
This is a messenger RNA of Aspergillus bombycis, 1656 nucleotides long. RefSeq names its product F-box domain protein. The record is from RefSeq and is a predicted model, not a curated record. NCBI's taxonomy places the organism in Eukaryota, Fungi, Ascomycota, Eurotiomycetes, Eurotiales, Aspergillaceae. The transcript is spliced from 2 exons. Gene Ontology annotation, molecular function: protein binding. The coding region runs from base 1 to 1656 and encodes 551 amino acids.